Molecule: messenger RNA, 867 nt
Organism: Xenia sp. Carnegie-2017
Lineage: Eukaryota; Metazoa; Cnidaria; Anthozoa; Malacalcyonacea; Xeniidae
Product: ATP-dependent Clp protease proteolytic subunit-like
Exons: 7
Coding region: 9-740 (243 amino acids)
Biological process (GO): protein quality control for misfolded or incompletely synthesized proteins
Cellular component (GO): endopeptidase Clp complex
Molecular function (GO): ATPase binding; serine-type endopeptidase activity; ATP-dependent peptidase activity
Source: RefSeq, a predicted model, not a curated record
UUUCCAAAAUGGCGAAUUGUCGAUGUAUUGCAAACCGUUUUAGAAAUAUAAUAUUUGGUUGCAGCUCUAAUACAUUUAUGAGAUAUAUGCACACAACAAGGUACUCUCUAAAUCCUAUGGUUCCAAUAGUAAUCGAGCAAACGGGACGAGGGGAGCGUGCAUAUGACAUAUACUCUCGACUUUUGAAGGAUCGCAUUAUAACUGUUAUGGGCCCGAUAACUGAUGAUCUGGCUAAUAUAGUUGUGGCACAGUUGCUCUUUCUUCAAACAGAAAGUGCUAUAAAACCAAUUCAUAUGUAUGUAAACAGUCCAGGUGGGGCAGUCACAGCUGGCUUGGCAAUUUAUGACACUAUGCAGUACAUUCGUCCUCCGAUUUCAACGUGGUGUGUUGGUCAAGCAUGUAGUAUGGCGUCAUUAUUAUUGGCUUCUGGAGCCAAUCAGUUACGUCAUGCUUUGCCUCAUUCUCGAAUCAUGGUUCAUCAACCUCACGGAGGGGCUUCGGGUCAGGCCACUGACAUUGCUAUUCAAGCUCAGGAAAUUUUGAAGUUAAAAAGAAUAAUCAACGAUAUUUAUUCAAAACAUACAGGACAGUCCGUCGAUAAAAUUGAGGAAGCUCUAGAAAGAGACAAUUUUCUUUCCCCAGAAGAAGCCAAGGACUUUGGGUUAAUUGAUCGCGUUUUGUCACAACCACCAAAUAAUGACGACGAGAAACGCGAGAAACUUAAGGAGGAAACUUAUUAAAUAAAGUGUCAAUCUUGUGUAAAUUGGUUUCAUAUUUAUAAUAGUUUUGUUCAUAUGGGAUUUUUACUCAUGGCAGUUAAAAAUUUGCAAUGCCUGACUAUACUAUGGUGAAUUUUAGUUCUUCAAA